AUCCUCUUCCCAGCGGAGGCUGGCCAGCUGUACGAGAAGCACUGUCGUCUGCUUCACUCGCUGGAGGAGCGCCUGCAGACCUGGCCGUGGCUCCCCAGUGUCGGGGACUUGCUCUGCAGAUUUAUUUCUGGAGAAGAUUCCGAAGUACUGCACAUGUACACCACCUACGUCGCUGGUUUUCCAGAACUUCUCAACACCUUCUACAGACUGUGCCGCACAUCGAGCCAAUUUGCAGAAUUCCUCAAGAGCCGGCAGCAACACCCGAACUGUCACGGUCUGGACCUGGCGGCGCUGCUGCUCUCGCCGGUGCAGCGGGUGCCGCGCUACCUGCUGCUGCUGCAGCAGCUGCUGCGACGCACGCCGCCGGAGCACGCCGACCACGGACCACUGCAGACGGCGCUGCAGGCGCUGCGGGAGUUCCUGGCGCGGCUGGACCACUCCAUGGAGAACUCGCUUCGCUUGGUCAAGCCCCGCGAGGCCGCCGCCAGGGAGCGCGACAAUAGGGUCUCCAAGCCGGCGCGUCGGGCUCCCGGACUCUCAAAGGCAGCUUUCAGCGCCGUGCUGCUGCUUCACUCUCUGACGCUCGACGACCCGUGA
Molecule: messenger RNA, 597 nt
Organism: Pollicipes pollicipes
Lineage: Eukaryota; Metazoa; Arthropoda; Thecostraca; Pollicipedomorpha; Pollicipedidae
Product: guanine exchange factor for Rac 30-like
Exons: 5
Coding region: 154-597 (147 amino acids)
Biological process (GO): intracellular signal transduction
Cellular component (GO): cytoplasm
Molecular function (GO): guanyl-nucleotide exchange factor activity
Source: RefSeq, a predicted model, not a curated record